AUGGGACAAGGCUUGGGUCCUAUCCACUUAACAAGAGUGCGGUGCAGGGGACAUGAGCAAUCACUGAUGGAGUGCAGAUCCCAAAAAGCAGCCCAGACGGGAUGCCGGCAUGACAAUGAUGCUGCUGUCCGCUGCAAUGUGCCCCAAACAGAUGCACAACGUCAAAUCCGUCUGGCUGGCGGGCGCACUUCAGAGGAAGGUGUUGUGGAAGUACUGAUGCCCAGGGGAAGUGCCUUCCGCUGGGGUGCCGUAUGUGGAGAACACUGGGGACUCAAGGAGGCCAUGGUUGCUUGUCGGCAGAUGGGACUGGGCUUUGCAAGCCAUGCUCUCCAGGAAACAUGGUACUGGCAGGGCAAUGCAGAUGCUUCUGAGGUGGUACUGAGUGGUGUGCGUUGUAAAGGCUCAGAACUGUCUAUCCUACAAUGUCAGCACCAUGGACCCGUGCAUUGCCCAAAUGGAGGGGGGCGUUUUGCUGCAGGAGUCACCUGUACCCGCAACGCCCCAGAUCUGGUAAUGAAUGCCCAACUGGUACAGGAGACAGCUUAUCUUGAGGACCGCCCAUUGAACAUGCUAUAUUGUGCCCAUGAGGAAGGUUGCCUUUCUGCCUCUGCUGACCAUAUGAACUGGCCAGAGGGGUAUCGACGCCUGCUGCGCUUCUCCUCUCAGAUUCACAACCUGGGUCGGGCUGACUUUCUUCCAAAAAGUGGCCGUCACGCAUGGAUAUGGCACGAGUGCCACAGACAUUACCACAGCAUUGAGGUUUUCACUCACUAUGACUUACUGACACUCAAUGGCUCCAAGGUGGCUGAGGGACAUAAGGCCAGUUUCUGCCUGGAGGACACCAACUGCCCAGAAGGAAUGCAGCGGCGUUUUGGCUGUGCUAAUUUUGGAGAGCAGGGUGUCAGUGUAGGUUGCUGGGACACAUACAGACAUGACAUUGACUGCCAAUGGGUAGAUAUCACUGAUGUGCCACCUGGGAGUUACAUAUUCCAGGUUGUUGUGAAUCCUAAGCAGGAGGUAGCAGAAUCUGACUUUUCCAACAAUGCCCUUCGCUGUCAGUGCCAGUAUGAGGGACAACGUAUCUGGUUGCAUGGAUGCCAUACAGGUGAUGAGUAUGGUGCCAAGAUAGAGUGGGAUGAGGAAGCACAGCAAAGACUGAGCAGCAACUUUGUCUAGGCAAAUACUCUAGAAGCAGUUGGGAUUCUCCAAGGAACCUGGAUCUAGAUCUUCUCACAGUUCAACCUGACAAGGGCUAUGACAGAAUCCAAGCAGAUGCUGACUAGCACAAGAACUAGACUCUGCAGAAAGGUUCUUUCAAGGCCCACUUCCCUCCCUGCCAUUUGCCCUGGAUUGACACACACACACACACACACAGCAGCACCACAUCCAGACUAUAUGGCCAUGCUGUGGCUAUCACUCCUUUGCCCCACAUUACACAGUCCAGCUUGUCUGGUCCGCUUUCUCUAUUUAUUGAGCUUGGCAGCUAUGGUCAAAUAUGGGACUGAAAUGACCUGAUGGGGACACUGCAGUCUUUCUCAUGCCCAGCUAAGAGAGUAGCAUUGUGGCAAAGAGGAGCCAUGCUCUUGCCUUGCUGGCAGAAGGGGUGUGUGAGUAGCACAGCCCAGAAAAACUACCUCAACCAGCUCCAUCUGCUGACAAGUUUUAUCUCAGGAGCCUGGUUCAUCUCAAGACACACCAAGGCUGUCUUCUUUUCUGCCCCCACAUUCCCCCUGCCCCAAAGGCAUACAGCAGGCAAUAUGCCUGUAGGCCCAAGCCUCCACUCCCCACCCUUACCUCUGGUGCAGAAGAGCUAUUGUCCUGCCAUGAGUACAGAUACCUCCACAUCCAAGAACCCAAGUCAGACCAAAGGAUACGGAAAAGGCACCUAUGAGCCCUCCUGUAAGAAGGCACCAGCUGGGCCAUGCUAUAGUUUAAAUAUUAAGAGGUUAGGGAAGUGGAGCGGUAUUAUUAACUAUGGAGCUAGUAAUGUGCAAUGAACUAUGAUGGCUAAUAAUAGGGAGGGUAAAAUGCUAUUUGGGGAUCACUUGCUCAGGGAAGAAUCACAAACCUCUCUCAAGAGAAA
Messenger RNA from Python bivittatus (Burmese python), 2083 nucleotides. NCBI's taxonomy places the organism in Eukaryota, Metazoa, Chordata, Lepidosauria, Squamata, Pythonidae. The record is from RefSeq and is a predicted model, not a curated record.